Molecule: messenger RNA, 1513 nt
Organism: Brassica oleracea var. oleracea
Lineage: Eukaryota; Viridiplantae; Streptophyta; Magnoliopsida; Brassicales; Brassicaceae
Product: B3 domain-containing protein REM3-like
Molecular function (GO): DNA binding
Source: RefSeq, a predicted model, not a curated record
AACUUGAGAGAUUACUUGAUCUCAUCAACAAUGGCGGUUCCACCAUCUUCUCCAAAAUCCAACACACCUUUCUUCGUCGUAUCUCUUGCUAGCCACAACUCCAAUCCGAUCAUCCCUGAUGCGUUUUUUACCACUCACUUAGACGGUAAUAACGAGUUAACGAAACUGAAGUUGACCUCUGACGCUUGCGACACAACCUGGCAAGUCAAACUGAACGGCCGGAGAUUCGCCGACGGCUGGGAAGAUUUCUCCAACGCUCACUGUCUUCGAAACGACGACGUUUUGCUUUUCAGAGAGGACGGGGAAAUGAUCUUCCACGUCACACCUUCCGGAAGAAGUUUCUCUCAGAUUCAUUAUAUAUCUUCUAGCUCUGACGAUAGUGAAGCUGACGAAACUGAUGACAACACUGAUGAUGAUGAUCAUGAUGAUGAGACAUGGGACAAAGUUUCAUACUCUAGAAACUAUUCACCGAAGAAGAGAUCAAGAUUAAAAACAGAGUCGUCUUCAAUUGAAAACUCUUGUAUUCUCGGCGUCACGAGUUCUAAUCUACGCCUGAAUCGAGUGGCUCUCGCAAAAAGUUUUACUAAAGCAAAUGGACUGCACAAGAGUUGGUGUGAGAUUAACGUAAUGAAUCAAAGUGGAAAAUCAUGGGUUAUGGGUCUGCGACACAACAAAGGGACUGGUCAGGAUUUUAUGCGUGGUGGCUGGAGAAGUUUCUGCCGUGCAAACAAGCUGAGAACCGGAUCUUUCUACCGGUUCGAAUUUGUCCUGACUAGGACAAGGCGUACGCUAAAGCUGUGUUCCAAAGCUAAAGUUUCGGCAAAACCUAACAGGGCAGGCCAGAGAUCUUCUAUGAACCGGAGCAGGUUUAUGACGGUAACCUUGAAGGCUUACAUGCUCAAGUCAAGACAGCUUCAUUUUCGAAACUCUUUUGCGAGGGAGAACGGGAUCAAGAAAGGAGGAAAGAUUAAUCUGGUGGACAAAAAUGGAGGAACAUGGCCGUCUUGUGUAGCGUCUGGGUAUGUAAACGGAGGGUUUUAUUUGGCUAAGGGUUGGAUAAGUUUUUGUAAAGCCAGUGGGAUAACAACUGGAGAGACCUUCACGUUAAAGUUUGUUCGAGAAAAAGGCAAAACUCCGAUGCUUCAGUUCUGCUCCAAGGCCAAGACCAAGGUGAACACAGAGACUAGGUUCCAAAAGAAAGCUAGCGUUUCUGUAGAAGGAGAACCCUCUCGCCGUACUCAUGCAUCACACAAAUCAACUGCUGAUUCACAAAACCUGGAGUGCAAGCAACCGCUUGAAACAAUCUAUCACCAAGUGAGACAGAGUAUGAUGAACGUUUUAGCUGAUGUAAGACGGUUCGGGUCGGAGCUUGAGAUAAAGGAACAAAAUUUAGAAGCUGUGCUGGAGGAAAUCGACCUGUUAGGGGAGAAAGUAUCGGAAAUCAACAAACUCUUCAAGUGAUUAUAUUAGGCUUAAAUGUAUUGUAUUGAAGAUGAAGAAAUUGAACAUGGAC